This is a messenger RNA of Stegodyphus dumicola, 7952 nucleotides long. Its product is annotated as serine/threonine-protein kinase BRSK2-like. Gene Ontology annotation, biological process: intracellular signal transduction; protein phosphorylation. Lineage: Eukaryota; Metazoa; Arthropoda; Arachnida; Araneae; Eresidae. Gene Ontology annotation, molecular function: protein serine/threonine kinase activity; ATP binding. The record is from RefSeq and is a predicted model, not a curated record. Gene Ontology annotation, cellular component: cytoplasm.
CUCGCCGAAGUGACGAGGCAUCCGUGGGUAAUUGCAGGAAGCAAAUCUGAACUAGAACUAGAACUUCCAAUGAAAGAGGCUGUUCAGACUCAUAUCAUUCCAGCGGUGGAAGAUCUGGACCCGGAUGUCCUGUCCAGUAUGACGUCAUUGGGUUGUUUCAAGGACAAAGAAAAAUUAGUUCAAGAAUUAUUAAGUACAGCUCAUAAUACAGAGAAAGUAGUCUAUUUCCUGCUGCUGGACCGGAAGCGGCGGAAACCUGCUUACGAAGAUGAAACGGAAGUCAUCAUUAGGAACAGGUCUGAAUCAGCUUUCUCAACAUCUCUUCCUUGUACUGUACCAGCUGAUCCUCCUAGGAAAAGGGUCGAUACCUGUCAAAUUAAUGGCAGAUCAGGGCCUAGGUAUAGUUUCGAUAUGCUGAGCGACGGCUCUCCUCUUACUCCGAGAAGAUACCCAUACGGACGGAGUCGUAGGAGUAGCAUGUCGAGCAGUCUACACGUGACGAGCCCCGCCGUCUCACCCUUGAGUUCUCCGAAGCCGACUCCUCGUGGCACUCCGGAAGAAAGUCCUCUUAACACCCCUCCUGGUUCUCCUGGAAUGAACCAGCCGUAUUGGAAAUCAAGGCUCAACACCAUCAAAAGCAGCUUCCUUGGAAGUCCCCGCUUCCAUAGAAGAAAAAUGCAAACGCCUUCUGCUUCAGAUGAAGUGAGUUUAACGCCAGAUUCUUCCCCGGAGCUAACGAAGCGGUCGUGGUUCGGAAGCCUCAUGACAAACGAAAGGGACGAAACGCACGUGAUCCUAGUCAAAGACCGACCUCUCAGCUCGGUCAAAGCCGAUCUCAUUCACGCCUUUCUUUCAAUAUCGGAUCUAUGCCACAGUGUCAUCUCCCCAAUGUCCUUCCGCGUGGAAUAUAAGCGAGCCGGGGGUCCCACCAUGUUCCAGAGGAACGUACGUUUCCAUGUGGACAUAGCGUUAGUCAGUGCGGGCACGCACGACGGACCCCUCAGUGCUGUAGACCGUAGAAGCAGCACUGACAAGCCCGCCGUUUAUUGUAUCUCUUUCACCCUCAUAUCCGGGCCUAUACGCCGAUUUAAGCGUAUCUGUGAGCACAUUCAAGCCCAGAUCCUCGGGCGCCGUCCGAACCACUCUCCGAGGAUAAGUCGCCGCCCGACGACCGAACUUAGCGAGAGUUCCUCUUGCGGUUCCGAGAGUAUGUCUCCAACACCCUCUCGCCACCAAGUGGCAAACGAUGAUAUGGCUGUUUCCUCCAUGAACGCCAGUAGCGCUGCCGCUGUAGCCAUAUCUCGCUGUAAAUCGGACCAGGACGCAACGGCGGACAUCUUCGAGAGGGAGGCCAAGAUGGUCACCACAUCGCAUAGGCGGGCAGCCGAAGACGUGCGACCCCUCCUCAACGGUCGCCGCAUGAGCUACGACCUCAAGAAUUCGUCUAAAGACAAACUCUGAUAUUACUUCUAUUAGAAUAACGACAGAUCGAAAAACCAAUUCUCUUUGUUUCGUUGAAACGGGGUGAUGAUCCCUGAUGUUCAUAACAACAACAAACACUCCAUGCAUCGUUAACUGGUACCUCUGGAGUAAUUUUGAAGAUAGCGCAAAGCAUGCGCAUCUUGAGUCGCGUAACUGCGGAAAGAAUGUGAGAUAUUUCUGGUUUCAUAUGUACAUGCACGUACAGCUGUAUACGUAAGAGUAUAUAUGUAUGCAUAUAGAAAGAAAGAAAUGCAUAGAUACAAGAGAGGUAAUAAAAAAAGGCUGUAAUCACACAUUCAAGCUAAUUCAGACCUAAAAGAUCAACGAUUUGUUGUCAACUGUGCACAAGGCUAAAGGAAUCCCAAAUCAGAAUGCUUUAAAUAGCGAUUUAAUACAACGAUUACUUAAAAAUAAGAGCCUGUGAUGAUAAACAAACUAGUUAUGCCUCUAUACAAAUAUUAUAUAUAUUACUUGCGUAUAUAUAUAAUUUCUUACGUAUACCAAGGGAAAUUAUCACAUUUCUUCUGGCUCAAAACAAUUUGCUACAAUAUCACCUUAAUUGCUCCAUAAAUGCCUUAAAUAAUGAAGCCAUUUCUUCAGGUAUUGAUUAAAAUAAUUAUAUUUUCUCACUUGCUUUCACGUCUAAAGCCGUGAAAUGUGCUUGGCUUAAAUGUGAGGCAAAAAAUGCCAGCCAGGAAGAAUUUUCUUUAAAGCAAUAUUCAGCAAUCUUUCACAUUCCAAAAUAUUAAGCAUGAAAUCCCUCUCUUGGUAUAUACUAGCAAUAGUUAUUGAAAUAACGGAAGAAGGAAAUAUACGGUUUAAAAUUUACAGCGAGUGGAAUACUGAUUUGGCUCAGUUAAGCAGAGGCCAUUUAUAUAUGAAAAUUCUAAGUUCAAAAACCCAUAGUGAAAACGUGCAAACAUAACAAAAUUUCGGCGUUUAAUAUACAUAUUCUAUAUACUUCGAGUAUUUCUAUAUUAUGCUUUUACGCAAUGGUUUUUGACGCGACAAUUUAACCAUCGAAUUUCCAUCAAGCUUCCUUCAAACUUCCUACUGAAGCCUUAAAAUGAACUUGGAGAAAUAGCUGAAAUGAAGGUCUGGAGCAUUAUUAGAUGUCAAAUGAACUCUGAAAACAUAAUUUUCGCUUGUAAAUUCCUAAUUAUUGUUCGCUGUUUCAAGUUGUUUUCGAAUCCCCGAUGAGAAACGUUCUUUGUUACCUAAAGUGUCGUUACGUUCGAAAUAUGUGAUACUUCAUUAGUAAUUGCUAGCAUAGAUGAUUACGUGUCGUUAAUUUGUUCCCAAAGUUUUGUAAAUGUUAAGCCUUUAGAUUAUAGAUUGUUGCUUGGCUUGUCUGCUGUGCUUUGUCAACCUUGAGGGCCACUUCGUUGGUCGUUGAAAGAACACCUACAUUGUUCGAUAUGUUGCGAAUAUAACUGAUUUGAUUCCAUUCGAAUCGAACAGUUGAUAUUUAGAUACGAUCUCCAUGAAAUAAUAUGUAACUCGAAGUAUAUCCCAGCUAUUCAUUCUCAGUAACAAAUUAGAUAUAUAUGAAUGGUUAAACUUUCUCUAACUGAAAUAUGUAUGAGUAAUGCAAUAGAAUCAUUCAAAUUCUAUAACCAUAAAUCUAUGCACAAUUCCUCUCUUAAAUGAAGCCAGGUACAACAAGAUCUUUACCCAAGUCUUUCCUAAACAUUACUGCCCUUUCAUAUAAAUAUUCAUCCAUACAUUCCAUUCCAAGCACUUAAUCAAAUAUUCAGAAACGUAGAUGAUGUAUGAUAUUAAUCUCAUUAGCAAGAAAUAGAAACAUAUACAAUAUCACUAGUUUGUAAGAUUUUCCAAGAGGUGAAAAUUAAAUGUUCCACACCGAAAAUGGCAAACCCUGUCUAAAUCUUGAGAUGUGCAAUAUAAAUAGACGCUGAUUGCAGUGUGCUCUGCAACUGACUAUCCGUGUUCAAGCACUGGUUAAGUUAUUUUACAUUUGUUGGCAACAGCACUAGUUUUAGAAAGAACACCGUGUGCGUUGAAAAACCAUAGAUUUAUUUAUUUUUACUAUAUAUUUCAGUCCUCAAAGGUGACACUGCACUUAUUUGAUUUCAGAAUAUUCGUAGAUUAUUGUAUUUAUUAUUAUAAAAUGUAGAUUUAGAACUUCACAUAUGAGCCUUUUGAAAUAAUAGCAUACCGUUAAGGGCAUUUUCGAGGAAGACUCGAAGCUGUGUAAUAAAUAAACUGCAUUGUUUGUAUAUAUUCUCAUAUGGACAUCAUCUGCAUGAGGACGUUCAUCGCAUGAAGUUCUACAGUAGUUAACACUACUUCAUCGAAACUUGUACGCUAUUUAAUCUUAAGAAAAAUGUUACUGUUAAUAAUUGCAGAUAGUUAAAAAAACUAAUUCAUGAAUAUAUUAAAAAAAGGGAAAAUGUUUUUUCGAAGUUUGGGAUACUUCUACAAGAAAUAAGGAAAUCGUUUGUGAAAGAAUACAAAAAUAGUUCCAUGGUUGUGUAGAAACUGGUUAGUCAUAUUUAAAAUUUCUCUGGUAUAUAAAAAAAAAUUCACGCAUUUUUGGCGGGGUAACGUAGAAUUAGAUGAAUUCGAAGGAUAACGUAAGACCUUUAGAAUGAGUUCACAAAAAUUGUGUCAUUUUCAGAAUGCUGUAUCUGAUAUUGUUUUGAAAGCAAAACUAAUACCCAGAUUAUCAUAAAUACAUUUUAAAUAUGCAGCAAUACAUUUUUAGCGUUGACUAGAAGUAGACAGAGAAAAUAUUAGAUUUUAUUGUAAAUAUCUUAACAUUGUUUUUCUACUGAAAAUGACACAUUUUUUCGCGUGAAUCUUUACUAAACGUCCAAAUAAGUGUUUAAAGUAGAAAUUAGGCGUGUGAAUGCUUAGGACUUAAAUGAUCGUGUUUCUCAAAAAACAUAACUACAAUAACAAGUAAAGAAAUAAAAUUGACAUGGAAAUUAAAUAUUAUUUUUCGUUAAUUCCGCAACUACUUUGGAAAAAUUAUUAAAAAACAAAAAAAAAAAAAAAAAAAAAAAAAAAAAACUAAGUCAUAAUGGAAUCUGAAUAUUUGAUAUACUGAGAAAGCUUCAGAAGAAUUUUACAUAUCCUUUAUCUCUAUAGCUUACGUAUUAAAGAUUUAGACUACAUUUGAAUUUUCAUAGGAAAAUGGUUCUGUUAGUUAAAGAAUGUGCAGAAGUGUAAUGAAAGAAAGUAAGCUAUAAUUUCAGACAACUGACAUAUAAAACGCUUUUCAAGUAAAUUAUAAAUUAAAAAAAAAAAUAUUAAAAAUUCUAUACUUGUGGAAUGCAAACCAAAGUAACUGUAUUCAAUAAAUGAUAGCAAAAAUAUACUUCUAAAAAGGACUACUUUUAAACCAAAAACUGGAGGUAAACUUUAACUUUUCGUUGCAAUGUAAAAAUGAAAUUUUGUCUAUUGUUCCAUGGAAUUUAUUGCUUUAUCAGCCCUUGAAGAAUGCUAUGGUUAUUUUAAAUCUCUUAAACUAUUCAGUUAGUGCUGUAUAUCACAUAAUUUUGAAUCAAAACAUGCCGAUUACCUUUAUAAGAUAGUAGUAUAUAAGAUUCAUAGUCUUAUACUCUAGAAAUUGCAUACAGCUUAUAGUAGAAGCCAUUAUGUGAUCACGUUAAAUGGCGUCUACUAUAAGAGUAGUUUGAUAAUUAUCCGACUACGUUCGACAUCCAAAUUUUUGAAAACACGACAAAUAAAUCUAUUAUUGGUGUUAUUUAGUAGAAGCUACUUAAAAUGAUAGAAACGGGUAAUAAAUAUAUUAUCAAAUUAUAAAUUUUGAUUUUUUUCAGACAUUUUAGGUUAAAAAUGUGUUACGUUUUGAGGAUAACUAGAUGUCUUCCAACAAAAUAUUAAUCAGUAGUUUACUUUUAUUAGUUAUUACUUUUAUUUAUUAAUAUAAAAGGAAAUAAAAGGACUGAAUUCUAAGCGAUAAAGUAAAAUGUCUAUUACAUAUACCUGUUUCAAUACAUGCACUAACUAUUUUUUGAGAAUUUUUUCUCAUUUGAUUUAUAAAAUUGUCCGAAACAUUUUAAAUAUGUACAUACGGCUUCUCUCUAGAAAAGUUAUUAAAUGCAUUUUAAAAUUAUUUAUACUUUAAAUAACUUUACUUAAGUAUCUCCAGUCUUUCAUUUUUCAUUUAUUUAUUUAUUUAUCUUUUUCUGUUGCCAAUAACAAGCUACAAACAUCGUGGCUCAUUAAAUUCCAUUCUGUAAAACGAAAUAUUAGAUUAUAUUUUCAGUAUUAAAUACUCUUGAAAAGUGAUUUUUUUUUUUUUUUUUUUUUUUUUUUUUUUUUGUCAAACCUGAUUUUAUUUUCUUAAUCGAGUCACAAGAAUUGAAGAAAAAAUUAUAAUAAUGUUUUAUGUAAAAUUUUACUACAUUAUUUUCAUAGGAAUAGUUAUUUAUGAAAAUAUUAAACUAUUCUUAAUUUAAAAUAACCGAAUUUUCACAAGUGCCUAAUAUUGAAUAAUAUUAAAAAUAGCUUAAAAUACCGUAACUCUUUAUUCUAUAAACUUUUAAUUCUGCUUUGAGAGUUUCAUAUAUUUGUAAAUUUUAUAAUUUCCUUAGGCUUAUCUUUUGCCUAAGGAAAUUACAAAAUUAAUAUACUAGUUCUGUUAUUAGAGUUGAUUUAAAAGGUUUAGGAGAGAAUCCAAUUCUCUUUUUGCAUAUUUGAUUUUGAAUUAACACCAUUACACCAUUCAAAAGACUCUUUUUAUAAUUCUAUUUUAAUUCAGUUUUUGAAAACAGUAUUCUUAAUCAAGAAAAAAUUUCGAAGAUUUCAUUUGAAACAAAAAAAGUACCAAUUUUAUGAUCACACACAUUUUCUUUUUUUUUUUUUUUUUUUUUUUUUUUUUUUUUUUUUUUAUAGAAGUUUAAACUCUGAAAAUGUACCAGAGAUACACAUUUUGAGCACCAAAAUUUCGAUAUUGAAAUCUCCAUUAACAUAAUUACAUUCCCUGCUAUAAAUAACACUGGAGCCUGAAAAAUGAUGCAAAGUAUCUGAAGCGAUGAAAAUGGUUUAAUCCUAAUUUUUACUUAAAGGAAUCCGUCUAUUGCAGAAAAAUGAUAACGGAAAGAAAUUAUUAAGUGCUCUUUCCAUAAUUAAAUUUUAUUUCUUGCCCACUUGAAUUAGUUACAAAUACUUGAAGUAUGAGAUAAUUUUUAUAAGAAAUAAAAAUUCUAUUUAAAUAGGUUAAAAUCAUGUAAAUAUUUUUUGAUUUUGUCUGAAAAUAACGCUUUAUUUCUAUUCACAUCUCGAUUCAAUUUUGUAUUUUUGCGUUUGCGCUGUUAUCUUUUACAUGGUUUUGACGGUUAACUUUCUAUUAACAACUGAGUAUAAACUUAUCUACAAUUCAUAGAACAAAAUUACCAUUAAAUAUGAAGAUAAACCAACUCCCAAUUUUGAUUGUAACUUUGCUGUGUUCUAUGUGGACACCGUUGUUAAAACCAUGGAACAAUACACAAAUUUGAUAAAUAAACUUUAUAUUAAAGUUAUGAAAUCUCGUACUAAAUUUAAAUAUAUACGAAGAAUACAAAAUUAGGCUAUUAAAAAUAUUGUUAUUGAAUUCUUUCAAACGGUAUAAUGAAAGAAACUAACAACAAAUUAGUCAUCAAAAUAAAAUCGCUGCGCAGUUUAAGCAUAUACCAAUAUAAUUAUCAUUAAUUAUUCAAAGACUUCCUUUUAUUGCCCCUGUAAGUUUCAUAUAUAUAAAUUAAAAAUACAAAAUAAGAAAAAUCAUUGAGUGAUACAAUUUUCAGGUUCUUUCACACUGCCAUAUUUACUGCAAAAUGUGCUUCAGUAUUGUAAACAUUCAAACUGUUCAGCUGCUUAAACUUUUUAAUACCGCUAAAUAAAAUUUUUAAUACCGUAAGUGAGCACAAAACUGAAUAUUUAUUACUAUUAUUAUUGCUACAGCCAGGACUUUAAUCAUAAAUACCAAAUAAUUAUUUCUUCUUCAUCGAUGCCUUGGAAUUAAUUUUGAACAAUAUUUCUUCUAAAUGCGAUGCAUUCUGAUCAUUUAUGAGUAAAUGAUUAUGGCUUUUCUUCUAUGAAAAAUGAAAUUGUGCACCAAAUUUUGUCUUCUGAUUUUUCUUAUUCGAACAACGCAUUCAUGAAGAAUGCAUGUUCUAGAAGAGGGGUUCUCAAACUUAAAUUUUGUACCACAUAAAUACGAAUAAAAAACAUAUGUAAUAUCGUAAAAGCAUUUUCCAGUUAAAAUUCGUGCCAUUUUACAUUCUUUUCGAGCUUUCAUUUAAAUCUCUUCUGUAAAAAUUGUACCACCAAAGAUAAUGUAAUGUACCAUUAGUGGUACAUAUACGACAGUUUGAGAAACUCUGUUCUAGAAUGUGUGCCUCUUGACUAUGAUGAUUACUGUGUCGUGAAUGGGCUGAAAGAUGAUAGUAUGAAUGAUGUUAUCAAAUAAAGUACAACAAUGUUGACAAAAAAAAAAA